Messenger RNA from Camelina sativa (false flax), 2425 nucleotides. Its product is annotated as transport inhibitor response 1-like protein. Gene Ontology annotation, cellular component: SCF ubiquitin ligase complex. Gene Ontology annotation, molecular function: protein binding. The record is from RefSeq and is a predicted model, not a curated record. Lineage: Eukaryota; Viridiplantae; Streptophyta; Magnoliopsida; Brassicales; Brassicaceae. Gene Ontology annotation, biological process: SCF-dependent proteasomal ubiquitin-dependent protein catabolic process.
CCUCAAAUAAUGGAGACGAAGUGGAGAGAGAAAGCUCCCACUCUCUCACACCCCAAACCCCCAAAGCUUCUUCUUCUUCUUCUUCUUCUUCUUCUUCCUCUUCCUCUCUAAUCUGAAUCCCAAAUCCCAAACUCAAAGCUCUCUCACUCUCUUUUAUGACACAAGAUCGCUCAGAAAUGUCUGAGGACGAUGAUGACCAACAAUCUCCACCGUUGGAUCUACGCUCUGCCGCCAUAGCUAAACCUUCCUCUUCCUCUUCCUCUUCCUCCUUCGUCGUCGUCGUCGUCGAUUCAACUCCAAACAAAUCUCGUAACUGUAUCUCCUCCUCCUCCUCUGGUUCCUUAACUUCACAGCCUUUCCCUGACCAUGUACUCGAGAACGUCCUCGAGAACGUGCUUCAGUUCCUAGAUUCGAGAUGUGACCGUAACGCUGCUUCUCUCGUUUGCAAAUCUUGGUGGCGUGUCGAAGCUUCGACUCGAUCUGAGGUUUUUAUUGGGAACUGUUACGCUCUCUCUCCCGCGAGGUUGACUCAAAGGUUCAAGCGUGUUAGUUCUCUUGUGCUUAAAGGGAAACCUAGGUUUGCUGAUUUCAAUCUCAUGCCUCCUGAUUGGGGUGCUAAUUUUGCUCCUUGGGUUUCUACUAUGGCUAAAGCUUAUCCUUGGCUUGAGAAGGUUGAUUUGAAGAGGAUGUUUGUUACUGAUGAUGAUUUAGCUCUUCUUGCUGACUCCUUUCCUGGUUUUAAAGAGCUUAUCUUGGUUUGCUGUGAAGGUUUUGGUACUAGUGGUAUUGCUAUUGUUGCCAAUAAGUGCAGAAAGCUGAAAGUGCUUGAUUUGAUUGAGUCUGAGGUCAAUGACGAUGAAGUGGAUUGGAUUUCUUGUUUCCCUGAGGAUGUUACUUGUUUGGAGUCUUUAGCUUUUGACUGUGUGGAAGCCCCAAUCAAUUUUAAGGCGCUUGAGUGUCUUGUUGCUAGGUCACCUUUCUUGAAGAAACUUAGGCUGAACAGGUUUGUGUCCCUUGUGGAGCUUCAUCGCCUGCUACUUGGAGCUCCGCAGCUCACUAGUCUUGGGACUGGCUCAUUUAGCCAUGAUGAGGAACCUCUGAGUGAGCAAGAACCAGAUUAUGCAGCUGCAUUUCGUGCCUGUAAAUCUGUUGUUUGCUUGUCAGGAUUCAGGGAGUUAAUGCCUGAGUACCUUCCAGCUAUAUAUCCGGUGUGCGCUAACCUCACCUCCCUGAACUUCAGUUAUGCUAAUAUUUCUCCUGACAUGUUUAAGCCCAUCAUACAAAAUUGCCACAAACUCCAGGUUUUCUGGGCUCUUGAUUCUAUAUGUGAUGAAGGACUACAGGCAGUUGCUGAAACUUGCAAGGAACUCCGUGAACUCAGGAUCUUCCCUUUUGAUCCUCGGGAAGACAGUGAAGGUCCUGUCUCUGAAGUAGGCCUCCAAGCGAUCUCUGAGGGUUGUAGGAAACUAGAAUCUAUUCUCUACUUUUGCCAGCGCAUGACUAAUGCUGCCGUGAUAGCCAUGUCAGAGAACUGUCCUGAGCUUACUGUGUUUAGGCUUUGCAUAAUGGGUCGACAUAGGCCUGACCAUGUGACAGGGAAGCCUAUGGACGAGGGAUUUGGUGCCAUUGUUAAAAACUGCAAGAAGCUAACUCGGCUUGCAGUGUCCGGGUUGCUUACAGAUCAAGCUUUUAGGUAUAUGGGUGAGUAUGGGAAAUUGGUCCGUACUCUGUCAGUAGCUUUUGCAGGAGACAGUGACAUGGCUCUGAGACAUGUCCUUGAAGGUUGUCCUAGACUGCAAAAACUUGAGAUAAGGGACAGUCCAUUUGGGGAUGCUGCGCUACGUUCUGGUAUGCAUCGAUAUUACAACAUGAGGUUUGUUUGGAUGUCAGCAUGUAGCUUGUCAAGGGGAUGCUGCAAGGAUAUUGCAAGUGCAAUGCCGAAUCUAGUUGUGGAAGUGAUUGGGUCAGAUGAUGAUGAUGAGAAUAGGGAUUAUGUCGAGACUUUAUACAUGUAUAGGUCGCUUGAUGGUCCAAGGAAAGAUGCACCAAAGUUUGUCGCAAUUUUAUAGAAACAAGAACAUUUUGGUGUUGCCUAUUUUGAAGAGAGAAGAUGGGUAGAUGUAGGAGGCUCAGAUGAUGAUGAUGGUGGUGGCAACAGAGAGGCACACUGCAUGAUUGUUGAUGAUGAUGAUGGUUGGGAGGAUCGCAUGAUUGUUGUAUCAUUAUUUCUUUUUAAUUUAUUUUUGGGUUUAAAAGUUCUUAUAUUUGGUUGGUUAGGUGGAACAAUGGAUAUAUGUUUUCGGAGCAUCGAUGUUAGUUAGACAGCUGAGUUGGUUCUCUAUGUUUUCUUUUAAUAAGCUGCUCUUUUUGGCUCUCUUAGUUGUUGUUAAGAACUAAUGAGAUAUUUCUUUCCAUUUUUAAUUAA